Messenger RNA from Pungitius pungitius (ninespine stickleback), 2589 nucleotides. It is a transcript of the gene farsb, whose product is annotated as phenylalanyl-tRNA synthetase subunit beta. Gene Ontology annotation, cellular component: phenylalanine-tRNA ligase complex; cytoplasm. The transcript has 18 exons. Gene Ontology annotation, molecular function: magnesium ion binding; RNA binding; ATP binding. Gene Ontology annotation, biological process: translational elongation; phenylalanyl-tRNA aminoacylation. The record is from RefSeq and is a predicted model, not a curated record. The coding region runs from base 87 to 2558 and encodes 823 amino acids. Lineage: Eukaryota; Metazoa; Chordata; Actinopteri; Perciformes; Gasterosteidae.
UGGGUUUCACUCAGGCAGCGGCCCGGACAGCUGCCGCCGGCUGGAGGGGUCCUUAUCCGCUGAGCUGUGGAGGACUAGCAGCCAACAUGCCGACUGUUGGUGUAAAACGUGAUCUUCUCUUCACUGCUUUAGGCAGAACAUACACGGACGAGGAGUUUGACGAGCUGUGCUUUGAAUAUGGGCUGGAGCUGGAUGAAAUUACCUCGGAGAAGGAGAUAAUCAGCCGGGAGCAAGGCGGCUCCAAGGCCUCGGGGGCGUCUGACGUCAUCCUGUACAAGAUCGACGUACCAGCUAACCGCUAUGACCUGCUGUGUCUGGAGGGGCUCGUCCGCGGCCUGCAGGUCUUCAUGAACAAGAUGGAGGCACCUCGCUACAGACGCGUUCGCCCGGUCAGCGGGGGGCCCCAGCAGCUGAUUAUUACCAAGGAGACGGCGGCGGUGCGACCACAUGCCGUGGCCGCAGUGUUGAGGAACAUUACCUUCACACAGGAGCGCUACGACAGCUUCAUCGAGCUGCAGGACAAACUCCACCAAAACGUCUGCAGGAAGAGGAGCCUGGUGGCCAUCGGCACUCAUGACCUGGACACCAUCUGCGGCCCCUUCAUCUACACGGCCAAACCUCCAGGAGACAUCAGCUUCAAGCCCCUGAACCAGACCAAAGAGUACACCGCCACGCAGCUCAUGAGCCUCUACAAGACAGACAGCCACCUGAAGCAUUUCCUUCACAUCAUCGAGGACAAGCCCGUGUACCCGGUCAUCUACGACAGCAACGGCGUCGUCCUGUCCAUGCCGCCCAUCAUCAACGGUGACCAUUCAAAAAUCACCCUGCAGACGAAGAACGUCUUCAUCGAGUGCACGGCCACAGACGUGACGAAGGCAAAGAUCGUGUUGGACAUGAUGGUGACCAUGUUCAGCGAGUAUUGCUCGCAGCCUUUCACGGUGGAGGAGGCUGAGGUGGUGUAUCCAGAUGGCAAGACCUGCAAAUAUCCAGAGCUGGCUUACAGGAAGGAGAAGUUGUCCAGCGAGUUCAUCAACAGGAAAGUUGGCAUCAACGAGUCGACUGAGACGCUCGCCCGGCUGCUGACCAAGAUGUGCCUCCGCUCCGAGGUCACGGGGGUCGGCGACGAGAUCGAAGUCGAGAUCCCGCCCACGCGCUCCGACGUCAUCCACGCCUGUGACAUCAUGGAGGACGCCGCCAUGGCCUUCGGAUUCAACAACAUCCCGUACACCACGCCGCUCACCUACACCGUCGCACACCAGCUCCCGGUGAAUAAGCUGACGGAGCUGCUGCGGCAGGAACUCGCCGCUGCAGGAUUCACGGAGGCUCUCACCUUUGCCCUGUGUUCUAAAGAAGAUAUAGCAGACAAGCUGGGGAAGAAGAUCUCAGAGACCAGGGCGGUUCACAUCGCCAACCCCAAGACAGCCGAGUUCCAGGUGGCGCGCACCACCUUGCUGCCCGGCCUGCUGAAAACCAUAGCAGCAAACAGGAAGAUGCCCCUUCCCCUCAAGCUGUUCGAGAUAUCCGACGUGGUGCUGAAGGACGAGACCAAAGAUGUCGGGGCGAGGAACAGCCGGCGUUUCUGCGCCGUUUACUACAACAAGAGCCCGGGCUUCGAGGUGAUCCACGGCCUGCUGGACCGGACCAUGCAGCUGCUGGAGGAGAAGUCGGCCCGCGGGGACGGGUACCACAUCCAGGCCGCCGAGGAUUCCACCUUUUUCCCCGGUCGCUGCGCGGAGAUCUUCGUCCGCGGGACGAGCGUCGGGCGCCUCGGCGUCCUCCACCCCGACGUGGUCGCCCGCUUCGAGCUGACGAUGCCCUGCUCCGCCCUGGAGAUGGACGUGGAGCCCUUCCUUGGCCACAGCGUCGAAGUCCAGCUCACACACGACGUCCCCACGCAGGAAGCCGCCGCGCACGGGGCCUCCUCCUCCUCGCCCCCCCCGCCGGCUUCCACGCGGACCGCGUUCGGGGACGUGAGCGCGGCGGCCGGCCUCAAGGCGCUCGACGACUUCCUGGCGGACAAGAGCUACGUCGAGGGCUACGCGGCGUCCCAGGCGGACGUGGCGUUGUUCGACGCCAUCCCCGCCGCCCCCGCCCCCGGCUUCUGCCACCUGGCGCGCUGGUACUCCCACAUCAAGUCCUUCCACGGGGAGAGAGACCGCCUCCCGUUGGCCAAGACCCAGUUCGUCCUGGCGGCGGAGGACGACUUGGACCUGUUCGGUUCGGACGACGAGGCCGAGGAGCAGCGGCUCGCCCAGUACGCCGCCAGGAAGUCCAAGAAGCCGGCGCCGCUCGCCAAGUCCUCCAUCCUGCUGGACGUCAAGCCAUGGGACGACGAGACGGACCUGGCCCAGCUGGAGGCGCUCGUCCGCGGCGUGGCCAUGGACGGGCUGCUGUGGGGGCGGUCCCAGCUGGUGGCGGUGGGCUACGGCAUCAAGAAGCUCCAGAUCGGCUGCGUGGUGGAGGACGACAAAGUGGGCACGGACCUGCUGGAGGAGGCCAUCACCGCCUUCUCGGACCACGUUCAGUCCGUGGACGUGGCGUCCUUCAACAAGAUCUGAACCCGCGGGGGGGGGAAACGGCGGGGGGGGG